ACGACACCAAUUUGGCCAAUUAGUCUAUCCGCAAGUGUUGCUGUAUUGUUCAAAGAUAUUUUCAGAAUGAGUCAAGGAUGUCCCUGUAAAAAUGCAAAGGAAAUGAACAGUUCUUGUGCUCCUUGUGGAGAAAAUGCUACCUAUCAAAGCCACAACGAAGGCUACAUCAACGAUGACUAUCAAAAUGAUUAUCAAUGUGGUAGACAAUAUCCAAAUUAUGGAAACGAUGAUUACUAUGAAAAUGAUCAGUAUUAUGAAAACUAUCAAAACUAUAGAAACUAUCAAGGUCCAAAUCCGACAGACAAUGACAAUUACUAUGGAAAUCAGUAUGGUCAAGAUCAAUAUGGGCCCAAUGGCGAUGAUGAGAAUGCAAAUUCUCCACUCUCAGAUUCAACUAAAUCACUUCUUAAAGCUAUUGCGGUUUUCUCUGCCGGUUGUUUUUUAACCAUGCAGUUGACCAAUGUAGCCAAUGAGCUGGGUUAAGUGCAAUAGUUUUAAGCAAUUUGUUUUGCAUUUUGUUUUUUGACGUGUUUUAAUCCCAAAAGAAAAAAAUGACGACCAUCGAAAAUGGAAACCUACCGUUUUACAUUUAGAUGAUAUUAAAAUUAUUAUGUUUACAA
Messenger RNA from Drosophila grimshawi, 620 nucleotides. Its product is annotated as probable ATP-dependent RNA helicase ddx42. The record is from RefSeq and is a predicted model, not a curated record. The transcript is spliced from 2 exons. Lineage: Eukaryota; Metazoa; Arthropoda; Insecta; Diptera; Drosophilidae. The coding region runs from base 67 to 483 and encodes 138 amino acids.